AUGGACGCCCUUACCUCAGCUCUGUACACGAGUGCAAUCAUCGCCUUGUCAAUCAUACUUGCCGUCGCUCUUAUUGCCGCCACCUGGACCAUCGGCACCAAACUCGCCGAGCCCUUCGGCGUCAUUCUAUUCAACGCACUCGCUAGCCAUGAAGAUGUGCUCGACGACCAAGAAGCUUCAAACACCAGUCAGCAAAAAUCCACGACAAUCGCUCAGCGCGAAAGCCGCAAGAAAGUCGAAAGAUUGCUAUCAGCAGCCAUCGCAAUGUUUCUUGUCAUUGCUUGCGUGUCUUUUGAGCAAGGGCUGGCGCAGAUCGGCGUGCGUGUUGACUUAUGGGGCUUCGUUUUUAUGGUGCUCAAAGGAGUUUUUGAAGCUUUGGCUGCCUUGGGUAUGCUUAGACUAGCCCUUGCUGCAGUCCGAAGACUGGUUGCGAAUUGA
Messenger RNA from Aureobasidium vineae, 438 nucleotides. The record is from the annotation of a GenBank genome assembly. NCBI's taxonomy places the organism in Eukaryota, Fungi, Ascomycota, Dothideomycetes, Dothideales, Saccotheciaceae.